Polypterus senegalus (gray bichir) is the source of this 879-nucleotide messenger RNA. RefSeq names its product E3 ubiquitin/ISG15 ligase TRIM25-like. The record is from RefSeq and is a predicted model, not a curated record. The transcript is spliced from 4 exons. The annotation marks the transcript as partial. Lineage: Eukaryota; Metazoa; Chordata; Cladistia; Polypteriformes; Polypteridae.
CUGCCUCUCCUCAGACUAACGAUGGCUAAAGCCCAGCUAUUUGUAUCACAGGACGAGUUCACCUGCUCGGUGUGUCUGGACACCCUGACUGACCCCGUCACCAUCCCCUGUGGUCAUAAUUUCUGUCUGAAGUGCCUCACGGACUGCUGGGAUCAGAGCCGAGUGUUUAGCUGUCCUCAGUGCAGGCACAUCUUCAGCACAAGGCCAGAGCUGAACAGAAACACUCUGCUGAAUGGAGUCAUCAAGAAAUUUAAAAGACCAAGACUAAGUCCUCCUCUGUCUCAGAGUUAUGCCAGCUUUGGAGACGUGGAGUGUGACAUCUGUUCUGGGAAGAAGUUCAGAGCAGUGAAGUCCUGUCUCACCUGCCCGGCCUCCUACUGUCAGACUCACCUGCAGCCUCACUAUGAAGGAGACGCCCUGAAGCACCACAAGCUGGUUGAUCCUAAUAGAAAUCUGAAGGAUAAACUCUGUGAGAAACAUCAGAAAAGUCUGGAGAUAUUCUGUAAAACUGAUGAUUCCUGCAUCUGCUUGACACGGCUGAUCGGAGCUAUGGCCAAACAGCUGGGGGUGACACUGAGUGAUAUCAAGAGGAGACUUGAGGAGAGAGAGAAGACACUGAAGGAGACGAGGAGAGCGAUGGACGUGAUGAAGAUGUCUGUGGUAAGAGAGGUGGAAGAAAAUGAGAAGAGCUUCACUGCUUUGAUACGGUGCAUUGAGGAAGCCCACAGGAAACUGACUGAGAGGAUCAGAGAACAAGAAAAGAGAGAAAUGGAGAAGGCUGAAGGAGUCAUGGAGCAACUGGAGAAGGAGAUUGAGGAGCUGAAGAGGAGAGAAGCUGAGCUGAAGGAGCUUUCAGAGACCAAGGACCAUCUCCACUUC